AUGGUCAUUUUACUCUUACUCUUUAUUCUUCUUCCGGAAUAUUCGGUAUUAGUUGGUGCUAAUCCGUUCUGUAAUUGUCCACAAGGACCACCACCAUGUCCUCCACCACCACCACCAUGUCCUGCACCACCACCAUGUCCACCACUUCUUCCACCAGCUUGUCCACCAUGUCCUCCACCAUGUCCUCCACCAUGUCCACUACCAUGUCCUCCACCACUUCCUCCUUUACCAUGUCCUCCACCAUGUCCUCCCCCUCUACCAUGUCCUCCACCAUGUCCUCCCCCUCUACCAUGUCCUCCACCAUGUCCUCCCCCUCUACCGUGUCCUCCACCAUGUCCUCCCCCUCUACCAUGUCCUCCACCAUGUCCUCCCCCUCUACCGUGUCCUCCACCAUGUCCUCCUCCUCUACCAUGUCCACCACCAUGUCCUCCACCACCAAUUUGUCCACCUCUUGCACUACCUUGUCCACCACCACUUCCACCACCAUGUAGCUGUCCUUGCAAGCGCAAGAAGCGUUCCACACCUGUUGUUGCAGUUACUAGCGAAAAUAGUACCACUGGUCAUACUUUGUGCAACAACAAUAAUAUUCGCAAAAUUAUCCUAAAGAAUUUGGGCUCAGAUGUAAAAGUUUCGAAAGCAUCCAUUUAUUCGGAAUUGAAAGCGAAACAAAAGAAUGAUUACGUGGUGUUAUGUUCCCAAUCAAGUUUAUCAUUUACAAGCGAUUCAACGAAUUAUUGUGUUGAUGGAAAUAUGGAUCAUUUUUGUUAUGUAUUUCAACUAUAA
Messenger RNA from Cercopithifilaria johnstoni, 783 nucleotides. NCBI's taxonomy places the organism in Eukaryota, Metazoa, Nematoda, Chromadorea, Rhabditida, Onchocercidae. The record is from the annotation of a GenBank genome assembly.